This is a messenger RNA of Durio zibethinus, 1704 nucleotides long. The record is from RefSeq and is a predicted model, not a curated record. NCBI's taxonomy places the organism in Eukaryota, Viridiplantae, Streptophyta, Magnoliopsida, Malvales, Malvaceae.
AAUCAAUAUGUCACCAAACCCCACUUCCCCCUUCCCCUCCUCCUCUUCUGUCAGUUUUCUUUCAUCCCAGCCCCAAAUCCGCUUUGCAAAAUUGCACCGCUUUCCUUAUCCAUCACCCCACUCUGCCAAAGUGCACCUCCACCCCAUCCUUAACUCAGACGCCCGACAUCCUUAGGAGACCAGAAAUAUUAGAUCAUGUCGAACCCAUCUUCUCCCUUGGAACCACGAUCGAACACAUCGCCUCCACCACCAUCAGAACCGCCGCUGGCUCUCCCCGCACCGCCAGCAUCCACAUCUACACCAUCGGCAACCACCACCGUCACACCCAACCCGAGGCGGCUCCCACCACCCUGUUGGUCACACGAUGAAACCAUUGCCCUAAUAGACGCGUAUCGCGACAUUUGGUACACGCUUCGUCGUGGGAACCUCAAGGCCACCCACUGGCAAGACGUGGCGGACACUGUGGCUCGACGCUGUCCCUUGGCGUCGCCUCCCAAAACUGCAGUCCAGUGCCGCCACAAGAUGGAGAAGCUCCGGAAGCGGUACCGAACGGAGAUCCAGCGGGCUAGAUCCAUGCCCGUUUCGAGAUUUUCUUCUUCUUGGGUCCACUUUAAGCGCAUGGAUGCUAUGGAAAAAGGGCCUAAUGUGAAACCCGAUUACAAUUCGAAUAGCCCAGAUGAAGGAAACGACGAAGACGACGAAGAUGACCAAGAUCAAGACUUUUAUGAAGAUGGGUAUAAGAACGGAAGCGUUAAUACGAGAAGCAUACAAAAGUUGUACCGAAAUGGGAUUGGAAACAGUGGUGGAACUGUCAGUGGCGGCGGCGGCGGGAGUAGCGGUGGGUUUAGGAUUAGGAUUCCCACUGGAGUUAGUAUAGCACAGCCAGGGCCAAGAUUUUAUGGAAAAAUGGAUGAAAAAUACGCUGCAAACGCUAACUCUAACGUGAAUCCUCACCCUAAUAAGGGUAAUUUUGGUGGGUCGGGUUAUGGGACUAGGGUUUUGAUGGGGUUUGAGGAUACACCAGGGAAAACAGAACCAUCAGGGAGGAGGGAGAGAGAUGCGGUUAAAGAGAUGGUGUCAGCCAUUAAAGCAUUGGGAGAUGGGUUUGUGAGGAUGGAGCAGAUGAAGAUGGAGAUGGCAAGGGAGAUAGAGUCGACAAGGAUGGACAUGGAGAUGAAGAGAACUGAGAUGAUAUUAGGGUCACAACAGAGGAUUAUAGAGGCUUUCGCGAAGGCAGUUUCUGAGAGGAACAAGAAACCUAAAAGAAUGCCCUCGCCGGAGCCUUGAGAUGGAUCAUUUGCAAUAGGCUAAACUGGAAGUGUUCAGCAUCAGAUUUCAAGGACUUUUCUACAUUCUUAAGAACCUUGAAGGAACAGGUCUUUCCAAGACAAAUAGGUUUAAUAAAAUCAAAAAAUUAUAUUUUAUAUUUUCGUAUCGACAUAAACUGUAAUACGUGAUUUUUGUAUAAAACAAAAUACAAAUUUAAUAUUUUACAUGACUUAGUGACGCAAAUUACCAGGUUUACUUUUCAUUUAGGGCCUUAAGCUUUGCCUCUUAGCUCUACUAAAAUGAAGGCAAUUGGAUAUGGAAGUUCAAAUUUUGAUUUUUAAGUUAGAAAUGCUUAAGCCAUACUUAACUUGGUCCAAUUAAAAAAAAAACUAUUGAUGAAGAUAAUCAACAAGGAGUCAAGAAAAUGAUUUUUAA